AUGCUUGGAGUGAAGAAGAAAGUCGCCUUAGAAGCCAGCUCGACCACCUGCGCGACCAACUGGUCGAGUUCACCAACUGGACCGGCCAAGACUCAACUCGAUCGAGCUGCUAUUCUAGGAGUCAAAUUCUCGCUAGCGAGCAGAACGAAGCUUCGGAAGUUUGGCCGCGUGCGGAGGAGUUCCCGACGUCCAAAAGUCACGAUCUUGAUAUGGAAAGAUAGAUACUUGAGUCAUGCAUCACGUCGAAGUGGAAUGAAGCCAUUUGGAUCAACCAUAAGGCCGAAACUUAUUUUCUACCGAGACAUGUCCGGUAAGCGAGCAAACGAAGCCCAUGGAGGAUUUGGAGUGUCUAAUGGCCCGAGCAGCAGCGCCAAAGGCCUUGAUCGAAAGAGAAGAGGCCUGGCUAAUGUUUGGAGCUUUCCUUGGUACAAUGUCGGCCCAUACACGACGUGGAGAGAAGGCUCGGCUCAUGGGAAACUUUCCUUUUCGGCAUGA
Molecule: messenger RNA, 495 nt
Organism: Microthlaspi erraticum
Lineage: Eukaryota; Viridiplantae; Streptophyta; Magnoliopsida; Brassicales; Brassicaceae
Source: the annotation of a GenBank genome assembly